AUGAAAUCUCAACACCCCAAGCUAAAAAUUGCACCCCGUCCACUUUUUUCUUGCGGAUUUUUUCGCAACUGUAUUCAAACAGUGCUCAGUCCGACCACCACCACUUCUCCAACACUCCCUUUCCCAAGCUUCACCCAAUUGAGGUUCCCACUGACUAACUCCCUCAUCUCUCACCAUUUUAUACACCCGUAUCAGCAAACUCAAGAAAAGCCAAAGAUUUCGGAGCCCACCCCACCAAGAAAAGCGCCUGAUUCUCUGCCGCCGCCGCAACUAUCUGCUACCAAGUUGGAAGAAACUUUUCAUGUUGCGGAGCUUCAUUUCAGCUCUGGAUCCGACGAAGACAAGCUCGGCGCGCUACACCUGCUAGAAAAGUCACUCGUUCCAAACCCACGCGCAGUCGCGGACGGUGGAGAUGCAGGGGCAUGCCCGGCUACGGUCAUGAAAUGGGUAGUGGGCUGUCUAAAAGAAAGGGUCAUGGCUAAGUCGGCGCAGUCGAAACCGAGGUAG
Messenger RNA from Coffea eugenioides, 507 nucleotides. RefSeq lists its product as uncharacterized. The transcript has 2 exons. NCBI's taxonomy places the organism in Eukaryota, Viridiplantae, Streptophyta, Magnoliopsida, Gentianales, Rubiaceae. The coding region runs from base 1 to 507 and encodes 168 amino acids. The record is from RefSeq and is a predicted model, not a curated record.